UCCCUUUCAACAAGGAGGAUGUUGCAUCCGAGUGACUAUUAUCGUCUUCUUGGGCAAUGGAAAUUAAUCUUAAUAGAUGCAAAAAAUGUCUCCGGGGUUUUACAUGUCAGGAUCAUCCCCAACUCUGAUUAAGGAAUUGCACCCUAUUGUUGGUACCGAAAAUGUCCAUCAUGCAACCUGAUAUCAUGAAUGUGAUGAUUUGGUAAUAGCGUAGUUAUUUACACGGUAAUUGCUUGCAGUUAUUGGUGAAUAGCAGAUCUGGUGGAGUUUCAGAAAUGCUACAAGGAUCCGGUAUCUUGGGUCAUGACAGGCCCCUGGUCAUCAGGGUUUCAUUCAGCACCUGCGUUGUUGGCACUGUGGGCCUACCGCUGCUUGGGCUAAUAACUUGUGUUUUCAUAUCCUCUGUUUUUCAUUAUGAGGACUCUACUGGUACACAUUGCCAGGUUCCUAAUUACCUGCCAUCCAUCAGUGCCUCAAUAAGCCUGAAUCCUGAAUGUCACAUAUGGCGGUUCUGUAUUGGACUGCACUCAGCACCGAGGCUGCUGGUGGCAUUUACCUACUUCAAAUUCUACAAGACACGUUUUGCCUCUAAGUUCCCUGAGAGUUUGCUCAGUUGCCUCAAUCUGGCCUUUUCCCUUCUCGAAAAUCUCGGCCUCUUGCUCCUCACAUACGUGUCAUCUAGUGAAACAUACUUUGUACAUAAAGAAGGUUUUGUCCUCUUCCUUGUCAGUUCCACUAUCCACAUGUUGAUAACCUGCCGUUUAUGGAAGACCAUUAAGAAGUAUUCAUUAAGUCCUGAGGAUGCAAAGUCUCACUAUUGGAAAGUGCGCUUCUUACUUCUCAACUUAUCCUUCUGUGCUUUUGCCGGAUUCUUUUUUUGGAAACACAACGUGUUCUGCGAAUCAGGGAGUUACACAUUAUUCGCCCUGUUUGAGUAUCUAGUGGUCUUCUCCAAUAUGGCCUUCCAUCUCACAGCAGUUUGGGACUUUAAGAGCCGGGAGGUCAUGGUCAUAUCAUCCUCAGAAGAUAAAGAAUUCUGAAUAAACUCAAGGACUGAGUGCAACCACACAUCCACCUGAUGUGAACAGCCUUAAUCCUGCCCCAGGGGAAGAGUGGGAUGAAGGCCUUUUCCAUAUAUUUCCAUUAUGUACUUUUGUCAAUUGAGUGAACUAUAAGUGAAUUUUCUGCCUCAGUGUCUCAUCAUUCGAUGCCUUGACUCACAUGCAAUGACAAAUACAGUACACUAUUCCAUGUUAUGUGACAUUUGAAUAUUUGUACACUGCAAAUACAAAGUCGUCAUACUGUACAUUUGUUGAAAUUAAGUGACAGUCCUUCAAUUACGUUUGGCCUUCUAUUUGAAAUACAAAAAAGGGGUAAAUAUAUAUUAAUUAUUAAGUAAAGAGUGACAUGGUGGAAAGCAAAGUCUCCUUGUGGUCUUUCCUUUAAGUCUCAAAUAGGGUCAACACACAAAAACAAUGGUUUCUGACACUAUUUCACACCAUACACCAAAAAAAUCGAGUGCCACUUCAGGUACAGUUGUAAAAUAUCUGCACUUGCAACAACAAUAUAAUUGUUAGCACUUGAACUUUAUGCAACAUUUCACGAGUGUGACAUUUUCUGUACUACAUGUGACCUUCAUGGCCUGUUGUAAAUCUGCGCAAUAUAUUAUGAUCACACAUCAGUUACCUAACUGACACCCAAAAGUUCAUGCAGCUGGAUAGACCCAGCAGCAAGCACACAUUUCUGCAAUUUUUUUUAGAUAUUUCUAAAAGCGCCUUAGAUAUACUUGUGUUAUUUUAUGUAACACUUUGCCAUGUAAGAAAUUCGAGGUAAGUGUAAUUUAAAUAUGUGGUUUGGUUAUAAGGGAAUGGUAUACACCAUAGCAACAUUUGAAUGCUCAGAAGCCUCUUGCCAUCCUCCUCCCUAAACUCAGAACCUGAUGAUGCAAGUACUGGCCAAGCACUAAAAAGACAUUUCAUUGUGUUUGCAAUAUGUUGAUCAUAAUAUUUACUGUACAGCAAAACCUGGAAAACUGUAAUGUUACUUUCUUAAGGUUCCAACCCAUAUUGUACAUCAUGUAUGUAGGCUGUUUUUCCAAAUAAAAGGUGCAUACAAAUGUAAAGGCUAAGAUGGCCGGCAUAGUUCCAUUAU
Messenger RNA from Notothenia coriiceps (black rockcod), 2151 nucleotides. It is a transcript of the gene pgap2, whose product is annotated as post-GPI attachment to proteins 2. Gene Ontology annotation, biological process: GPI anchor biosynthetic process. Bases 276 to 1040 code for a protein of 254 amino acids. The record is from RefSeq and is a predicted model, not a curated record. Lineage: Eukaryota; Metazoa; Chordata; Actinopteri; Perciformes; Nototheniidae. The transcript is spliced from 6 exons. Gene Ontology annotation, cellular component: Golgi membrane; endoplasmic reticulum membrane.